CUCGCCACAUCGUCCUUUUGCUCGUCGACAUGUCUGAAGCAGGUCAAAGCGGCUGGAACGUACUUGAAUCGCUUAUCCUGGCGCAAGCUGUUUAUAAAUAUGGCGAUGAUAGUUGGUCUCAAAUCGCAAAAGUUUUGCGAGGGCAUCCGGCGAUCUCGCGUCCCAUGGAGUUCUUCUCGCCCAAGAACUGUGAAAAACAAUACCAGUCUCUGUUGGCAGAUGUACUAGGGGAGGAGCAAUUUGCCUACGGAGCUGGCGGGCAAGAUAUGCCGCCGGUUGCAAAACUUGCUCGAAAGCUGCAUAUUCAGCGCAUCGAUGAAAUCAAGGUCUUGCUGAAAGAGGAUGAAAACGAGUUCAGAGAACUUGUGCAAGAGAUUGAAGAGAUUAAGAAUGGCAGAUGGGACGACAGGCUUCGCGCUGAAUUGAAAGAACAGCAGCAGCAGGCUGACGCGCAGCAGACAGAGAAUCCACCCGAUGGAGCUGCUCCCAUGGAACAGACGGAAGAAGAAUCCGCUGCAGAUACGCUAACCGGCGAAGAGACACCGAUACCCGAGUCGACCCCUAUGGACGUCGAUACUACAGAAACGGCACCCCCACCACCUACCACCGAGGCUCCCGAAACCACGGCCGUCAAACCAACUUCGGCUGAGUCAUUGAAGGCAGAGGAAAUUGAAGUCAAAGAGAGUGGAGAUCGAACGAGUCCGAUUGUAACUCCCCAGGAGGAAGAAGAAGAAAGCCCGGCACCGAGCAUAGAUACCAUGGAGGUGGAGGAAGUGGAAGAAGUUAAAGAAGGGGAGGACGAGGAGGACGUGGAAAACGUGGAAGCCGUGGAAGAAGUCGAGGAGCCCGAGAUAGAGGAAUUCCAUGAUGCACCUGCGACGGCUGACACGGAUGAGAUGGCAGUCGAACCAAAGACUGAGCUGGAAGAGUCCACUAUCAACACACGACGAAGGAGGUCACCGACACGUAGCGUUAGCCCUGUAAAGACUAGUGGCAUUGUCACGCGGAAAGGGCCACUUCAGACACCAAGGGUGAAAAUGCCUAGCGUAGAGCCUGAGAGUAUGGAUGCUGACUCUGGAGCCGAAACUUCCGACGGUGGAGGUGAACGAAGGAGACAUAUGAAAGGCGAUCAGGCUCUUCAAACAUGGAAGAAAACUGUUAAUUUCAUACUGGCAAAAAUUGGGGAUCAUCGUUACGGGAACGUUUUCUCGGCGCCGGUAAAGGAGGAGGGAUAUACGGGGGUGGUAAAGCAGCCCAUGAGUCUGGACGUCGUGCGGGCACGCGUUCGAAAAGGGAUAACUACGACGACUGCCGAGUUUCAUCGGGACUUGCUAUUAAUGUUUACAAAUGCGAUCAUGUACAACAACGAGGAUUCGGAGGUAUAUGCGAUGGCGCUAGAAAUGAAAAACUUUGUCGAUGCAGAGGUGCAACAUUUGACAAAGUAUGGGGCUGACCCAGGACGUGAGAGGAGCGUGGAUCCCGAUAUCCGAGCGAAAACAGAGGAGCCUACGACUCCAGUAGAAGCAUCUUCAUCAUCCAAUAUACCAUAGUACAGAGCAACUGCCUUCAUACUGGAUGCGUCAGCACAAGGGGGCAUGUAGCGGAAAUUUUGAAGCCGAGGAGCCGAGGCAUAAGAUAAAGCGGCCCUUUAAUAUAAAACACGGCAAAAGACGAUUCUGAUGUAAAAGCAAUUUAUCACGAAAAAGAAAGACUAUACACGCUAUCUCCUAGGGGGACUAUAGCAAAUUGGU
Spizellomyces punctatus DAOM BR117 is the source of this 1751-nucleotide messenger RNA. RefSeq lists its product as uncharacterized. The coding region runs from base 30 to 1550 and encodes 506 amino acids. Lineage: Eukaryota; Fungi; Chytridiomycota; Chytridiomycetes; Spizellomycetales; Spizellomycetaceae. The record is from RefSeq and is a predicted model, not a curated record. The transcript has 8 exons. Gene Ontology annotation, cellular component: NuA4 histone acetyltransferase complex. Gene Ontology annotation, molecular function: protein binding.